Carcharodon carcharias (great white shark) is the source of this 891-nucleotide messenger RNA. RefSeq names its product stimulated by retinoic acid gene 8 protein homolog. Gene Ontology annotation, biological process: cellular response to retinoic acid; meiotic cell cycle. The record is from RefSeq and is a predicted model, not a curated record. Lineage: Eukaryota; Metazoa; Chordata; Chondrichthyes; Lamniformes; Lamnidae. The coding region runs from base 1 to 891 and encodes 296 amino acids. Gene Ontology annotation, molecular function: protein dimerization activity. The transcript is spliced from 6 exons.
AUGGAGAGCUCUGGAGAGUGCACUAGUCCUUACACAGAUGCUAGUCCUAGUUUUUUGGCGAUGCUGCAGGAAGUGGAACCUCGGGUGGCUCGUCGCCGCCUUUCUCAAGCUCGACAUCGUGCAAAGCUGGCAGGUCUUUUCAAUCAUCUACGAGACACAGUAUGUCCUCAGUCCAAGAGGACCAAGAGGACAACUUCAAAAUGGCAGGUACUGCGUAAGGCAAAGAACUACAUCCUAGAUUUAGAAAGAAAGCUAGAAACUUUGCUGAAACUUAAAGAGGCGUAUCAUCUGGAAGAUGGUCAUCCAUCAAACUUGGAAGAAAUAAAAGAACAAUACAUCAAUUACUACAAGGAGCAUUGUGACUUGGCAUCAGCAAACUUACCAGGUAAAACAAGGAUGGCCCUUUGGCAGUGGCUGAGAGAAUAUAGAUGUCAUGCUGCAGAAAGUGAUCUGAAACCAGUUUGUUCCCAGUCUCCUGUGAAAUCCUCAGCAGACCUCAUAGAAUUUGAAGGAUACCUGAAUUUUUACAAAGAAACAGUGGACCUUUUAGUGGAGAAUAGGAUAGUGUCCAUGGAACAGAUCACCCUCCCCAUUGUAUCAAAAGCAAUUUCACACCUCUGGCAGGAAAUGUCUGGGGAGAAGAAGGCAGCUAUUUUCAAAAAAUGCUCUCAAAGAGUGUGUUUGUCCCCAGGAGAACAAGUCACCUUGCAGAUACCUUUGCAGAUGGACUGCACUGUGAGAGACCGAGCUUUAGACAGCCAGGGAGCGAGUGGUUCUUCAGAAUCAAAUCAUGAUGAGAUGCUUUUUGAAGAUGCAUUUGAUUUAGCUUCAGGCUUCUUGGCAAAACCAGAGCUGAAUACGCGAACAGGAAUGAAACGGGAAAGCAGGUAG